This is a messenger RNA of Eremothecium cymbalariae DBVPG#7215, 963 nucleotides long. RefSeq names its product ribose phosphate diphosphokinase subunit PRS3 (gene PRS3). Bases 1 to 963 code for a protein of 320 amino acids. NCBI's taxonomy places the organism in Eukaryota, Fungi, Ascomycota, Saccharomycetes, Saccharomycetales, Saccharomycetaceae. The transcript has a single exon. Gene Ontology annotation, molecular function: magnesium ion binding; ribose phosphate diphosphokinase activity. The record is from RefSeq and is a predicted model, not a curated record. Gene Ontology annotation, cellular component: cytoplasm; ribose phosphate diphosphokinase complex. Gene Ontology annotation, biological process: regulation of cell size; ribonucleoside monophosphate biosynthetic process; 5-phosphoribose 1-diphosphate biosynthetic process.
AUGGCUACGAAUUCGAUCAAAUUACUUGCCCCAGACAUUCAUAGGGGUUUGGCCGAACUCGUGGCUAAGAGACUAGGGCUAAAACUAACUGAUUGCAAUUUGAAGAGGGAUUCUAACGGAGAGGUGACGUUUUCGAUUGCAGAAUCAGUUAGGGAUCAGGAUAUAUACAUUAUUACACAGGUUGGAUCAGGUCAUGUUAACGACCGCGUUUUAGAGUUGUUGAUUAUGAUUAACGCUAGUAAGACUGCUUCUGCAAGGAGGAUUACGGUGGUUAUUCCAAAUUUCCCCUAUGCUAGACAGGACAGGAAGGAUAAAUCUCGUGCUCCAAUAACUGCAAAAUUGAUGGCAGAUAUGUUAACGACAGCGGGUUGUAAUCACGUUAUUACGAUGGACUUACAUGCAUCGCAAAUACAAGGGUUUUUUGAUGUGCCUGUGGAUAACCUUUACGCUGAACCAAGUGUAGUGAGGUAUAUUAAGGAACAUAUAAAUCAUAAAGAUGCUAUUAUUAUUUCUCCUGAUGCCGGGGGUGCUAAGAGAGCGUCCUUGCUAUCCGAUAGAUUGAAUCUAAACUUUGCUUUGAUUCACAAGGAACGUGCGCAGGCUAAUGAAGUGUCUAGAAUGGUUUUGGUUGGUGAUGUUACCGAUAAAAUUUGCAUUAUUGUUGAUGACAUGGCUGAUACUUGUGGUACUUUAGCUAAGGCUGCUGAUGUAUUGUUAAAAAAUCAUGCCAAGUCUGUCAUCGCCAUUGUGACCCAUGGGAUCUUAUCGGGGAAAGCUAUUGAAAACAUUAAUAACUCAAAGUUGGAUAGAGUGGUUUGCACUAAUACUGUUCCAUUUGAGCAAAAGAUGAAGUUAUGCCCAAAGCUAGAUGUGAUCGAUAUCUCUUCUGUAUUAGCAGAGUCGAUUCGUCGUCUGCACAAUGGUGAAAGUAUUUCUUACCUCUUUAAAAACAAUCCUCUGUGA